This is a messenger RNA of Cyclospora cayetanensis, 1794 nucleotides long. RefSeq lists its product as uncharacterized. Gene Ontology annotation, molecular function: transmembrane transporter activity. NCBI's taxonomy places the organism in Eukaryota, Apicomplexa, Conoidasida, Eucoccidiorida, Eimeriidae. The transcript has 3 exons. Gene Ontology annotation, biological process: transmembrane transport. The record is from RefSeq and is a predicted model, not a curated record. Bases 1 to 1794 code for a protein of 597 amino acids.
AUGGCACGCUGUGGCAGACAGUGCAGCACAGACCAAGUACUUGAGUCCCAUAGUGGGCUAUCUUACUUUUUACGCGGGGGAGAAUGUGUCUCGAGCUCUAGACAUCACGGUCUUUUAGGAGCUAUUCAAACAAACCGUGGGAUUCAUGCAGUCAGCUCCCCCGGUUGCCUCAACGGCACUUCGCCUCUUGUCACACCUCCAAGAGUUCCUCGUCUAACUGAAAACUGCGGAAAUCAUAGGAGGCGACAUCCACGCCGAUAUAGACACUGGAAAAGGAACCAUUUGAGAAGAGCUCAGAAUAUGAAGGGCCAAGCGGACGGCCUUCCCCCCACAGCCCAAGCAACACCUUUCCAUACAAACCGUUGGAUCCUUCUCUCCGUCUAUGCCAUGCAAGUAGUUGUUACGGGCUGUGUGUACUUUGGUUGGGCACCCCUCUCUUCCCUUCUUUUAAGCGCCGGUGUUUUUGCAUUCAAGUGCCCCACCGAUGAAGCAGGAAAAUUCUUUGUAGACAAAAGGGAAGAAGGAAAGGUUUUCAUUUGCGACGAACAAGACGCAGCGGUGCAACAUCUCUAUACUAUAACGCUUGCCGUCCAUUUCGGUACGAGUGCUCUGGCGGGUUGUCUAAUGGAUACUCUAGGUCCCAAAGUGACGUGCAUGCUUGGCCAGAUCUUCAACGCUUCUGGCUGGCUCUUUCUUUCCUCUCUAACCCCAGAGUCACACGCUGCAGUGUACUUUGGAUUCGUGCUGAUAGGCAUGGGGGCGGAUACGGCGUUUCUCCCCACGUUACUGAUUUCGCGGCUCUUUCCGCACUGCCCUGGACUCGUCAUCACUCUGCUAGGCGCAGCAUCAUCCGUUUCCUUUGUUGUUCCAUUGGUUUUGUGGUCACUGCUGCCUUCCGGGGAAGUUUCGGGGUGUAUGUGGUACGCGUGUUUUGGUCCUGGGCUGUUUUUUGUAAUUGCUGCGUUCAUGAUGCCUCUGAAGCCUUUCAAGGCCCCUGAAAAAGAAAAGCAAAAGCAGAUCAGCCAGUCCCCCCAUGUCUCUGCUGCUAUGGAGGGUGACUCAUUUCUCCACAGAACAGCCAUCAGUGCUCAUGACAAAGCAUCUGGGCUGGCAACCUUAAGCGCAGGAACCUCAACGACGGAAAAUACGGGUAGCUCCAUCAUAGCUUCUGCAUCGAUAUUCAGAAGUAUGAUUUCGGAGCGCUACGUGUUGAUUGUUAUGUACUUCAUCGGUGUCAGUUGGGUCUCUGCUUUCUAUCAAGAAUCACAUAGCCGUUUGCUGGCAGACGGCCCGCAGAAGUUUUUAGGAUGGAUGCUGCCGCUUUCCUUUGUCCCGUGCGUUUUAUUGGGGAGGUGUUCCGACUGGACGGGUAUUUUACCCGUAAUGGCAGUCGUGAAUGCUAGUGGAGUGCUGUCCUACUUAUGCAGCUUGUCGAGCAACGCAGGAUCAGGCUACGCUUCCGUGUUGUUCUUCAUGGUGUACAUGUCUUUAUUCAGCUCGCAGGUGUUUGUUUACGUUGGAGAGGCAUUCCCGGCAAGCCACUUUGGCCGGCUGGUCGGAACAAUUGAACUGAUCGGAGGGCUGAUUUCUCUGAUCUGUAAUCCUGUAUACACGGCGGCAGUCAAAUCUCAAGAUGGACAUGGCAUUCUUCGUGUGCAGGUCUUUUUGAUUGUUCUUAUGGCACUCGAAUUUGUUGUAAUCGGGCGCCUGAUGACCUUGCAGCGUAAAGCGCAUGUAGCCGCUGGCCCUCUGAGGCGGCCUCCCUCGAUCAAGGAUAAACUUCCAGAACCAUGA